Trypanosoma cruzi is the source of this 5445-nucleotide messenger RNA. RefSeq lists its product as uncharacterized. Gene Ontology annotation, cellular component: nucleus; intracellular anatomical structure. Bases 1 to 5445 code for a protein of 1814 amino acids. The record is from RefSeq and is a predicted model, not a curated record. Lineage: Eukaryota; Euglenozoa; Kinetoplastea; Trypanosomatida; Trypanosomatidae. Gene Ontology annotation, molecular function: RNA binding. Gene Ontology annotation, biological process: RNA processing. The transcript has a single exon.
AUGUCGCUUUUUCUCACUGGUGAUCGUUUCUCUUCUUUUCUUUUUGCGCCGGAGGCACCUGAGCAUCACGAGAAGCACAUAGAGGAACUUGUCUCGCGUUCACGUCAGGGUCCUUUUGAAAACCGCAAGGCGUACACGUUCCCAUUGGAUGUGCCUCUCACGACGGCGGAUGUGGAGCGAUGGGGUAAACGCCUUGAUGAAAGUGCCCCGCCGCCAGAGGCACCGAACGCGGCGUUUGCAGGCGGUGGCUUCAUUGAUGCCGCGGCUGCACUUUCGAUGAGUGAUGGAGCCGAACGGGAGCGCGCUGUGCAUAAACUUGCCCCGAUGAAGUUAUUUGACCCAAAGCGAGUGGAUCGUAAGCCCAUGACGAAAAUUCUCGUUCACCGACGCAAGUGGUUGCCGUACCGUCAGCGGUUGCCUGUGUAUCAGUGUCGCGGGCCUGUCCUUGACGCACUGCGCAAUAGCCAAGUAUUGGCGCUUGUAGCCCCUCCCGGCAGCGGCCGGACUCUGCAGAUGCCACAGAUUAUAUCGGAGACAGAAAUUUUUAAGAGCAAGCGCGUUAUUGUUGUCUGCCUGACAAGUCUUUCCGCUUGUCGCACGGUGGAGCGACUCCGUGAGGAGCGCGGUGAGGAUGCCACAUCGAGGACGGUGGCUGUGUGUACACCAACCCGUUACGACGUAGAGGAGGGAACAUUGAUUGCAGUCACCACACCAGAGAUGCUCGUCCGUCAAUUGUUAUGCGACCCCUUACUAAUAAAUGUUGCUUGUGUAAUUUUGAACGAUAUACAUUUGAGAUCACCAAUCACAGAGCUUUGUAUGUCACUUCUCCGCAGUACACUGCGGCAAUUGAGGGAGGAAAAUGGAAUUAAAAGGCGUGGAGGAUCUUUGCAUGUGGUGAUUGACUGUUUUGAAGAUGCCGUUGCCACAACGAUUGUAGAAUUUUUUGGUAAAGAGUUUACAGCCCGUCUAAAUCUUUCUCAGGUGCUACAGCAGGAUCUAAAGACGUCGGGUACUGAGGCGCAGCACCUCAACGAAGUAUGGUCUCCCUCGUGUGUAAUGCUUCUUGAGGAGACGAUGCAAUGGCUUGCGAAGUGUGAGGAGGAGGGUAGCUUUAUUCCUCGUGACCCGGCCGAGGAUCUUCGCAACUAUGUGGAGAACAUUGGGGUGGUGGCGAGGAUUAUGGCAGCGGAGGAGGCGGAAUUCACGAAUGACGAGAAACUUCGAUCCUACUGGUGCCCAAUCAUUGUGCAGGCAGUGAAGAAAUACGACUGUGCGGAGCGAGAGGAUGCUUUACGAGGCGCCGAUCAACAAAAGCAAGAAGAAAAGCGACAGCAUCUGCCAUCUGUUGUCGUCAUUGUUCCAAAUGCACACAUCGCCUCUGUGGUAGAGGAGGCACUUCGUCUCGCGUUGGGUGAUUCAACGGACAAUGAAGAUUUGGAGCAAUCAACAUCGUUUUCAUUGCAUCUUCUACUGGACUGUCUCACGGUGCAGGAGGUGGAUUGUGUGUUGCAGGCCGGCGAGGCUGCGACGAGGGGUGGAAGGCGACUGGUGUUGUUGACAACCCCCAACAUUGCGCACUCGGCUCUUCCAUCCACAAGGGAAAUUGGUCUUGUGGUGGAUUGCGCACGACGUUCUUACGCAUCGUACGAUGAAAGCACCGAUGCAGACGUUUUUGUCACAACUUACAGCCUUGUGCAAGAGCUACGCUACCGUCGGACGAUUGCCCGUCUUCGCCGAGGUGACGGUAACAAGGGCGAGCAGGACGUUGCUCGAUUCCCAGUGUGCAUGGUGGUUCAAUUAAUUUCUAAACCUAUCCUCUACGGCACCAAACAUCGUCACAUCAGCGUGGAUCCCGGUCACCACUCUAUUUUUAAUCUAGGCUGGGAUGAGUACGUGCAGCUGUAUCACCUCUUGCAGGCACGAGAAGAGGGGCUGCGCUGCCGCGAAACCGGCGCCAGUUUGGAAGAUUCGGAGAAUAAUUACCUCCUGUCCUCGAUGGUUGCACAGUUGGUGCCCUUUAUUUUUAUCGGUGUUCCAACCGCGUCAACAAGCCGUUAUGAAAAGCUGCGUCGUACCUUUUUAGCGGUCGAGCAUCACCUUCAGCGAUUGGGUCACUUGGAAAUUAAGAGUGCGGAUUCCAUUCCACGUUUAUCACCAAUUGGCGUGGCUGCCACGUGUUUCUCAUGGCCUGUUGAGGUAGUGCGCCUCUUGAUGUACUCGCGACUCCAUGACUGCGUUGUGCCAGCGAGUGUUAUUGCGGCAGCGUGGAUGGUGGGCAAUAUGUUCUUUGUCGGGAAGAUGGAAACGGACACGGAAGAAUUAAUGAAAGAGGCCCGUGUGUUCUUUUCUCAAGAUUCCGGCAGUGAUGUCGCGAGUGUUUUUAACGCGUACCACACGUGGCUUUCUUCACGUAACGUGUCCACAGAAGCACAGGACGCCUUUUUUAAUGAGACUCUCACCUCGAAGAAGGCCUUUAUGCUAAUUGAGGCCCAACAAAUAGAGCUACUGCGCGUGCUGGAGGCGACGGAUGUGUUUCGACUGCCUUCUACUUGUAAGUUGUCAUGUAACGACGGGGACGGUGGCGGGUCUACUGUGAAGAACGCAGGGGCAACAGAUGUCACCAAGGCAGUUACUACCAGCACGAUCGACGCGGCUACCGUAGCAUCCCGGAUUCUUGAAAUUCCGGUGAACAACCUAGAUGAAGGAGAAAUGGUUUUUCGAUGCGUGACGUCUGCGGUGUAUCCGUCCUGUGCAGUGCCACACAGUGAUGGGAGAGUGUCAAGGUUUGGAUUUCCGGACAAACUAAUAAAUGCGACAGCAAAUGGCUCAACUACACUUCCCCUUCGAGCGACCAUGCAACCAGCCGUCUUUUCACACCGAUCCGUGAUGAGUGUUGAAGAGGUAUACCAGCGCCAUGCGGAAAAGCCGUUCUUAUACUUGUUUCGCACACGCGUCGCGGAAAAGGGGCUUGACGUCUUGAAGGAAGCGGUACCACUUUUUACUGAUGCCGCUGUUGUUGCGUGCGGCAACUGGCACGAGUGGCCGAAGUCACCGGCAACACGCUGUCGUGGAUGGACCUCGGUCCUAACAAACACCUGGCGCCAAACAAAACGUGCUCGUCGUCUCCCGCCACCCGCCCAAUUACCGGCGGUUUCUAUAAAAUUAAAGCCAUAUGACACGGUUCAGGCGAGGCCAGUUUUUGUGCAAGCCGAUGACACGUUUGCGUUCGGUAUGCGGUCAACAACGGCAAAGUGGCUGCAGCAGAUGCGGGAUCAGGGCCGUCGGCGAAUUCGAGCUUUGUUGUGUGAUAAGUCAUGGCCUGCAAGCAGCGAAGCAUCACUUGGACUGAAGGAAGCAUGGGAGUGGUGGUCGAGACGAGGCCGUGGGGCUCAGGAUUGGUUGCGGGAGGAGCGUACCACUCAUAAUACGGCAAUCAGUAAUGGCUUGAAGCCCGGCGAUUCCUUGUAUCCUUAUUAUCAGUACAGUUCAAAUCCUGGACGACCGACAGCUGUAGUGCCUCCUAAGAAGCACAUUGGCUCUUCCACGACAAACUCGUUUUCUGCGAUUUCUUCCGCUGCCGUUGCCGCCGCUGGUGGUGUUGAUGGUGUUGCCUUUACUGCGGCCUCCGACGCAGCUGCGAGGCAAUCGACGGCGUAUGUUGGCAAGCUGCCCGACCCUGUGAUGGAUAAAAAUAUUCAGCACCUGGCACAGAGCAUUGCAAAGGCCCGUUCCCGCGAGCAAGAAGCUACCUUUUUGAAGAUGUAUCCCGACUUAUUUGCCUUUCUUCACCCGGAGCACGAGUUUCACGGCUAUUAUCUUCAUGUGCUUCGCCGGUUGGACCCUGACCUGGAAAUUUUGGGUGAUGACUUGGAUGAGCUAGAAAAGUUUCUGAAGGAGCUUGAGGAAGAGGUGCAACGCGAGGUUGGUAUAACCGAAGGAAAUGUGGAUCCCUCUUACGAGGCGCAGACAUACAAUGCUGUUGACGCAGCAGUUGAUCCGGGCAGCAAUGCACAAUAUCAGUUCCAGGAGGUGAAUGCAGAGGAGUAUAUGGCGUCUUAUGGCAUGCAGGUCGAGACAGCCGCGGAGCAUGCAAGGAGGCCAAAAGCAUUAUUUAAAAUGCAUGACGGGCGUGCGUCUGGACCAACCGCAGUGGAUGGAACGGCACCAGAAGCAACAAAGUUGGGAAAAAUGGGAGAAGAAGCUCCUACGGCGUCCUCGUUCUUUACUCAACCCGCUGUGUCGGAUAAUCAAAACAAACCGGCUGUGCUCCCAGACUUACCCCUCGAGAGCGUGACCGCGAGAAAACCACUUCAAGUGGAUCCUAAUGCUUCCAUCGGAAACUUUACAUUUGACAGGGGAUCAAAGACGGAGGGGCCUGUUUUCCCUGCCAACGAAGCCGCCGAAAGCAAUAGAGGGAUGAGUGGUGGUGGUGGAAUGACGCUCAUGGAGCGUCUCUUGGCAAUGAAGGGGGGAACUUCUGCAGCAGCGGACAAAACAGCAGAACCGGUGUCGAGUGGUACCCCGAGAGAAAAUGUGCCAUUGCAAACGUCUUCAGCUCAGACAGUACCCCUCGUGACUGUUGGGGUGUGGCCUUCUACGCCUCUUCCAAUUUCUCAAUCCCCUGCGGCAAAUCUCCCGACAGCCUCUUCUGGGACUAGUCUACCGGUGGAAGCAGUUUCCCAGCAGGCACCGACGGCAACAAUUGCAGCAGCCAACGCCCCUACUGCAGCAGAGUUACUGGCGUUGAUGGGCGUUAUUCCUUCCACGCCGGCAUUAAAUCCACUCACAAUACCACCCCCGCCACUUCCAGCGGAAGUUGUGGCCAGUCGCCAUCCAUCGAUCCUUGCGUAUCCGCUGCCACCGCGAGAGUUUGGCAACAUUCCUCUCAUUCUCGCAAAGGCGCUGGGCGAGACAAUGGGAGUCAAGGUGGGGCCAACACGCAUCGUUGGCAACAUCGCGCGCAUCGAUGUGCCCAAUCACAAGGUGGAGGCACGUGCACUGGCGCUCAAGUCCUUUACUUGUUUGGGCAAGAAGGUGAAUAUCUUUAAAAAUGACCGCAUUAUUGACGGCGUGCGCCCCGUUUUUAAUAAAGGACAAACGACGAGGUCGACACUACGCGAGGACGUGACACGCCUACUUCAUAGAGCGGAUUACGGCCCCGAGGAGCUGGAGGACGACGAAGACAACAACAACAAUGAUGAUGAUGGGAGUCAUAACGCAGGGUUACCACUGCAUGAGUCAAACAACGGAGUUGGGCCCGUCUUCCCGCACUAUCAUCAUUACAUGCAACAACACGAACAAGAGCUUCCACCCGAUGAACCAGCAGUGCCAAAGAAGUCAGCUCAUCCGCCACAAAUUGGUCUUCUGACCGACUCGGAGGACGACGACGACGACGACGCAGACUCCUCCAGCAGUGCGGAAUCGUCGGAAUUAGUCCAAUCAUGA